Molecule: messenger RNA, 969 nt
Organism: Torulaspora globosa
Lineage: Eukaryota; Fungi; Ascomycota; Saccharomycetes; Saccharomycetales; Saccharomycetaceae
Gene: BTS1
Product: farnesyltranstransferase
Exons: 1
Coding region: 1-969 (322 amino acids)
Biological process (GO): isoprenoid biosynthetic process
Molecular function (GO): prenyltransferase activity
Source: RefSeq, a predicted model, not a curated record
AUGGAAGUGGUUAAGAAGCUGGUUUCGGUUCCUCCGGCCUGGGAUGAGGCUAGUCAAAAGGCGUUGUUGCAACCUUACGAUCACAUUGCUUCAAAACCAGGCAAGAAUUUUAGGUCUAAGCUGAUCGGCGUGUUCAACAUGAUAUAUGGCAUUCCAGAGGGCAAGAUCGAGCUGGUGACGAGGCUGGUGGACAUUUUGCAUAAUGCGAGUCUUCUUAUUGACGAUAUUGAGGAUAAUUCGCAGAUUAGACGCGGUUUGACCGCGUCACAUCUGAUAUUUGGCACACCGAUGACUAUCAAUACGGCAAACUACAUGUAUUUCGGUGCUAUGGAGAUCCUACAGGACAUCGCCAGGGAUGACAAUGUACUGCUGAGGGAUUUGAUGGUGAUCUUUAACGAAGAGAUGAUAAACUUGCAUAGAGGCCAGGGCCUCGACAUUUACUGGAGGGAUAGCCUGCCCAAGAUCAUUCCGGAUGACCAAAUGUACUUCAACAUGGUCAUGAAUAAAACUGGCGGUCUUUUUAGGCUAACGGUGAGAAUAUUGGAGAGGCUGACCGCGGCACCGCUACCGUUUUCUCUUGUCCCGCUGAGCAAUUUGCUUGGGAUCAUAUACCAGGUAAGAGAUGACUAUAAAAACUUGCUCGACAAGCAGAUGAUUGCCAACAAAGGCCUGGCGGAGGAUAUAUCCGAGGGGAAGCUUUCGUUUCCUAUCAUCCACGGUUUGCGCUAUGGUCAAGAGAAGGACGACACGACUCUGCUGUAUAUCUUGAAGCUGAGAACCACUGACGCUUCGUUGAAACACGAAGCUAUCGAUUAUCUGCAAAACACAAGCAAGUCGAUGGAUUAUGCGAAGAGAACGAUUGCGGAACUCACGGCCUUGGCCAAGAGCAAAGAGUAUAUACCCUGCCAAGCUUACGCUGAAGCGUCAGCGCAGUUGCUGAAUGUCGUGGACUACCUCUCGAAACUCUAA